Molecule: messenger RNA, 6134 nt
Organism: Cadophora gregata
Lineage: Eukaryota; Fungi; Ascomycota; Leotiomycetes; Helotiales; Ploettnerulaceae
Exons: 1
Coding region: 2127-6134 (1335 amino acids)
Biological process (GO): regulation of GTPase activity
Source: RefSeq, a predicted model, not a curated record
GGGGGGAUGGGAUCGGAGCAUAUCUUUAAGGUGCUUUUACUUCUUGGGAUGCAAUAUAUCCAGUGUGCUUUUGGGGUUUGGCUAGAUUUGACUUGCCAGGUAUUUGGGAUGACAACAGGAAUGGGUUGGGUUGGAUGACCUGUUUGGCUUGCUAGGUUUUUGAGUUAUUGCUAUAGGUGUAUUUGGCGUCGGUCUUUUUAUUUUCUGCUUUUCACCUUCUUGAUUCUGCUUCAUGAUGGAUGGCCAAUGAAGUUCAAACGCAAUGAUGGCGGUACGGAAUGAAUGGCAUCACAAUAUUAUACACCCACUGAAUAGUGGACUUGUCCAAAAUCUCUCGUCUUUUCCAGAUUGUGCUACCAAAUUGACAUUUCCUUUCAAUAGCGUCUUCCCAAUGUAUGAAGAUACGAGAAGUACUCUCCCCAGGUCACAUUUUGAUCUCAAUUCUUCAGCCACCGUUUCUGAAGUCAGGAUGUCAACUGUCAUCGAAUAUCGAUUCGGGAUAUCUUUCACGGCACAAAACCCCAUACCAAGCAACACAGCUGGAAACCCCGUGUCAUACCAUGCAGCCAGAUAAUGGAACCAACGAAACGAAGACGGCAGAAGUCCCUUGAAAAGAAUCUUCAGAUGAAGAAAACAAUACAGGAUCCAUAUCGAGCCCUGCAAAUCUCUUACAGCCAAUACGGUCAUCUGGGCUGGAGUUAUUUUUAUUACAUUGUGGGGGAUUAUCGGAAAUGAUACGACCCUACCGGCAAAUUGCGAGAUUUGGGGAGGAUCGUGGAUCAGCAGAUCAAAGUUGUGGAGUAUUUGCUUGGUGGCGGUAGGCUUGGCUUGCGGAGGGUAUGAUAAUACACCAAAAAAUUUCCAGAUUUAUUUUAUGUUUGGGGUUGGUGUUGAAUGCUGAAUGAAGUGAAGCCUCGUUGUCAUCGUUUCGAGCCGGACCAGGUUUUAGACUUGAACGGUACGGUCCUGUGCCGUAACACACAUAGUUGACUGACUAUUGGUGUCGAUCAAAGCCAUUGAAUCAAACCCGAGGAAACAUCCCUCAAGGAAUGGCGUUCCUGAAGUAGAUUUCCAAUAUAUUUUCCCAUUACCUUACUUUCUAAAGUCUGGCCACACUAGAUGCACGACAUUACAUGAAAUUCCAAGGCAUUUUCAAAAUCGAGAAGAAACGAAACGAAACGAAGCGACACGAAACGAAACGAAUCAGUUUAAAUUACUCUCCCUUCGGAGCAAUUGUCAUCUGAAGGAGAGGCACGGAAUAAUAGUGGCGUUGAUAUAGAUGUCUGAGCGCACUUUAGACACGGUGAUGGUGGACUUUUUAGAAUUGAGACCCGCUGCAGCCGACUCCGUCUGAUCCAUGGAUUUGGCACUGGCUGACUGGCAUGGCAUGGCAUCACCUGGCUCGGCUUGAACUGAAAUAAUGAUUUGAUGGGACGGGCACGGCGACGCUUAGAAAAGAAGGUUCAAGUUCAGGCGCAUGAACCAAGCUGAACCCGCCCGCCCGCGACAAUUACGUUGCCGAACGCCAGCACUUAACCUUCGACGCUUCGACUCACUCGUCAAGUGUUUUGAUCUCGUCCAAUCUACAUCCGACUUCAGCUAUUGUUGCUUCGCAGGUGGCUAAUACUGUACGUCUGGUGUGCGGACGACUUGCCCUGAACGGAAAGGAAACCCGUCCCGCUACGUACAGACUUUCUGGAAGCUUUGACUGCCCGCUCUGCUCAAGCUCAGGCUUGGGCUUAACCACGCACGACCCGGACGUUUGACCGCGGCACUGAUCUGAACUGGUACAAGGCCAGCUAUGAUGAAGAAGAGUCGAAUAGGGAAUCUGGCACUGGGACGACUUGUGGCGCAAAGGACUGACUCGGUGGCUGCAGAGGGAACUGAUAAUCCAUCGACCCCGCGUUGAAAGCUUCAACUUGCGCCGACGACUGGGCAAGUCGCAAUACUUACCAAAGGCUCCGGCCGACCCGGUAUAUACGAAUCUGUUUCACGAUUAGAUGCCAUACACCCAAUUCGAAACAAAGAACACACCUGGAAUCGAAAAUACAUAGCUGGAAGUGGGUUGCCUGAAUUCUGCCCUCCUCGAAGGUUGGGUGGGAAGGGCGUGGCAUGAGAGAGCAUAGAUGAGAAGCAAUCGUCCGAUGAGUAUCCUUCCACCAGGGAUGGACGGUAGGCCAUACAAUGCACCGCAUGGGAAAGAUGGAGCUCUGCAGGACUGGCAGCGAAAUGCCACGGAGACAUUGGCUAGGAGUCUGGAUAGACCAAGUGAGCCGAACACAACACAACGAGCGCGGUCUGCCGUCCAUACUAUACGACCGGUGACACCAGAGCGUCAUGAUGGCGAUGAUGGGGCUUCUGUGUCGGUUGGCUCAGUGCAAACGUCGCCAAGCUCAAUACCUGGAGGGGAGAGGCGGAGGCAGGGACUUGUCUUCCAAGACUCGUAUAGUACGGAUUCUCUGGAAGGAGGAGGUGGUGGAGGAGGAGGAGCUCGCUCUGGUCCUCCAGUGAGCUUUCACUCUCGACCUCGUAAUAGGACUAUCAAUGAGCCUCCUCACUAUCCUCACCAGAGAUCUGGCUCCAACACUGUUUCGAAAAGCCGGCAUCGUAUCGGCUCAGUGCAUUCAACAGCAUCCUCGUCGUUCCACGAUGUACCACCUCAGCCCGAUGUUUCCAACUCGCUUGGGUUCCCUUCUAUUUCUACGCGGCCCACGCCAUUGCAAAAAUCGAAUUCAGUAAAAGGUGGCCGGCGCCUUAUGAAGAAAUCUUCACGGCCAACUUCUCCACUUCCAAAUAUGGGCGAUGUCCCUUCUGUCGACUCUUUACCUUUCCCCGUAACCACUGGAGAUGCCAACAAAAUUCUAAUGCUAAUGAAGACUUUGUGUGGGCGUAUGAGAGGAGAGGUCGAGUAUAAAGCCGUUGAAAAUGGGUCUUGGUACGCAGGGAUCUGCUACAUUGACGAGACCAAGGGAUCCUUGAUGUACGAAGGUGAUGAUAGAGGUCCUUUUCAUCUGACCGUAAUAUCAGAUCUCCGGGGUUGUCGAGUAAAGCCCAUAAACUCGCCAGAAAGACCAAUGAGAUGUCUUGAGCUGUCGAAUAGAGCUUUAGGUAUAGAAAUACAUCUCAUGCCAAUGGUCAAGAAAGAAUUCGACCUUUGGCUAGCUGCUCUCCUAUGUUGGCAACAGAUCCGGACAACAACACUGCCUGCAAGCCCACCCAGGUCUUCCGCACCUUCUAUUUCGGAGAGGAGGCCUUCGGUCGCUCCAAGACGCGACUCGACUUUCAGUACUACUCAAAAAGGCGGAAAUAUUAUCAAGGUUGCGAAACUCUUGUUAUGGGACAAAGGGGCUCCCUCGUCUCCCACUGCCAUUGUGCGCCGUCCCUCGACUCGUGACUUGCGAUCUUCGAGUCGGUCAGGUUGGCGGAAAGUGUCUUGUAUCCUUCAAGACAAUGGGGAAUUCAAGCUAUUGACUGAGAACGAUAUCACACUUCUGUCGGUGAUCCAGCUCUCACAACUGUCACGAUGUGCGAUUCAGCGGCUGGACAGAUCCGUUCUUGAUGAGGAGUACUGCAUUGCAAUAUUUCCACAAUACACACCAGGGUCUACUCAACUAUCUAUAUUUCGACCUGUCUACAUUGCUUUGGAGUCACGAUUGACCCAUGAAGUAUGGUUUUGUUUACUACGAGCCUUCACCAUUCCGGAGAUAUAUGGCCCUCAGACCGCUAAUGCUGAGGAUGACGAUGACCUGGGCAUGGAUCCAUUACUUCCCUCCACGAACGACAUGUUUAGGAUGGAGAAAUCUGUUAGUCUUCGCAUCAUAGAAGCGAAGGUUCGAAGGCCAGUAUCCAGAAACGACGGCCAUUCGGUUGGCAAGUCCAUCAAGGCGGUGGAUGACCCGUCCUUUGGAGAUUAUUUUGUUGAAGUCAUUCUGGACGGAGAAGUUCGUGCCCGUACGAAGACAAGAAAUGAUACCAGAAACCCCUUUUGGAGGGAGGACUGCGAGUUUUUAGAUCUCCCUGCACACCUCCCAAGUCUCUCGGUUGUGUUGAAGCAAUUAGAUCACCCGAUGGGCGCAACGCAUGGGUUUCUCUCAUCGUCGAGUGUGCAUGUACCAGGUCCGGCCGUGGAUUUAAUAUGCGGAACUGUGGAAAUACCACUCGAUAAGCUGGACCGAGUAAAGGACAAUGAAGCAUGGUGGCCAAUAUUGGAUGACCAGCAGGACCCUGUCGGAGAAAUAUUCUUGAGGGUACGGCAUGAUGAGUUGGUUGUCCUGCUUGCCAAAGACUACCAACCGAUAUCCGAACUCCUUCACAACUUUGGUAGCGGACUGACGGUGCAGAUUGCACAAGUCGUACCUACAAGCUUGAGAACUCUUGCUGAGAUACUGAUGAAUAUCUUUCAAGUUUCUGGACAUGCGUCAGAAUGGCUCUCGGCUUUGGUCGAGGAUGAAAUUGAUGGUCUUGGCAAGGAACCGCCGAACCGACGUCUCAGAUGGAGCAGAAGAAUUGGAUCGAAUGAGUCUUACACAUCUGUAAGCGACAGGGCAGAGACAGUCAGAGAUAUGGGAAAGUCGUUACAAGGAGAGGCCAACCUGCUCUUUCGUGGAAACUCGCUUCUAACUCAAGCUUUGGACUUUCACAUGAGACGGCUCGGCAAAGAAUACCUAGAAGAUGUGCUUUCCGCCAAAAUCACGGAGAUCAAUACCUUAAAUCCAGAUUGCGAGGUCGAUCCGUCUCGGAUAUCGAAUGGCGACGACCUCGACAAGAAUUGGAAACUGUUGACAAGCUUGACAACCGAUGUUUGGGAAAGUAUUGCUAGCUCGGCUAAGCGAUGCCCGCCAGAAAUUCGACAGGUUCUCAAAUAUGUUCGAGCCGUUACCGAGGAUCGAUAUGGUGACUUCCUACGCACCGUCUCGUACACCAGUGUUUCUGGUUUCCUGUUUCUACGGUUCUUUUGUCCAGCACUACUGAAUCCGAAGCUGUUCGGAUUGUUACGAGAUCAUCCUCAACCAAAAGCUCAGCGGACGCUCACAUUGAUCGCCAAAAGUUUACAAGCUUUAGCCAAUCUCUCGCAUUUUGGACAAAAGGAGAGCUGGAUGGAACCCAUGAACCAGUUUCUAGCCAGGCACCGGCAAGGAGUCAAAGACUUUCUUGAUGCCGUCUGCGAUAUACCCGCAGAACGCAACAGCUAUGCCCUUCCAGCUUCGUACUCUACGCCAAUUACUAUUCUCGCCCGUUUACCGCCCACAUCAAGAGAAGGUUUCCCAUCAUUACCAUAUCUCAUAGACCAUGCUCGCAACUUCGCCUCCCUAGUCAAGCUCUGGUUAGACGCUGUGACACAUUAUCCCACGCCUCAAGGACUCGACGGUGACCUCCUAGAAUUCCACGAGAUUUGUCUUAGCCUCCAGCGCCGCACCGAUGACUGUCUCCUCAAAGCCGAACAGGCAGACCGCAGCGCUGACCAACUCUCCCUUCAGUGGGAAGACAUCGUGGAAACACUGCACAGCUCCACCAUCAACGAAGUUACGUAUCCAAGGCCAGUGCACGAUCUAGACGUAGCAUCAGGAACCAGAACUGGAUCCUCAAGCACGAACCACAGCCCUCUAUGGACUGACUACUCGACUUCCAUAACAGGUGGAACUGGCCCGACAGGUAGUCAACAUAGCCAUACCCCAAGUCAAAGUCACAGCCACUCGCAGAGCCGCACGCCCGCUCAACGUCGUCCUUCUGGAUCAGCUGGUAGCGAAGCGGGUAGUCGGGAAAAGAAAGACCGGCAGAGUUUCUGGGAUGCGACGUUUGGGAAGGAGCAUCAUCACCACCAAGGUAAGCAUGGGAAAUCUCAUGAUCCAACGCUCGAUGGUAGCCAAGCUAGUCCGCCUAGUAGGGGCCAGAGCAGGAAUGGAAAUGGUGGCUCCAGCUCCGCUGCAGGUGGCAGUACAAGUGGGAGUGGGAAGCCUUCAAGAAAUUUCCUGAGUGGGUUAAGGAGGAAGGGGAAGGGUGAGGGGAGUACUGCUGGUGCUGGAAAUUCGACAGGUCACCCGAACGGGAAUGGGAAUAGCAAUACGCAACUUGUAGGGUCAGUGGAGAGUACGGCUAGUUUUGGGAUGGAGUGGAAGGAUGGCGGGAUGAUCUGA